This is a messenger RNA of Hevea brasiliensis (rubber tree), 827 nucleotides long. RefSeq lists its product as uncharacterized. Lineage: Eukaryota; Viridiplantae; Streptophyta; Magnoliopsida; Malpighiales; Euphorbiaceae. The transcript has 3 exons. Bases 17 to 631 code for a protein of 204 amino acids. The record is from RefSeq and is a predicted model, not a curated record. Gene Ontology annotation, cellular component: mitochondrial matrix.
UCGUUUGGCAGAGACAAUGCCUCGUCGGGCGACCCAAAUCUUGCAAAACGGUCGCAAAGUUCUUGAAGAUCUCGACUUGCUCAAGGUCUUGCAAUCUGAAAUCAAACAUGAACUCUCGUCUCCACCCCUUCAGGACAAUCGAAGAGGGUCUUUGGGUGAUUUCUCGGUGGACUGGGAUUCAUCAGAUUCCCAAGAUGUUGUUUUGCGGAGAAAAUGUGAAACGGGUGAGCAGGUUGUAGUUUCAGCUUUGUCGCGUCCAUCAUGCUUUGCGGAAGGAAGUACAUCUCCAUGGGAAUUUUUGAUGAAAGUGUUUGUGAAAAAGCCUGGCUUGAACUCUGUAUUGCAGUUUGAUUGUGGAAUUUAUGAGAUAGGUCCCAGUCGGUCUGUGUUUGACAUUCAUAAUGCCUAUUAUCUCCAAUCAACAACCUGCCCUGGUCCCUCUGCCUACGGAGGCCCCUACUUCAGCGAUUUGGAUCCUCAUUUACGAAUUGCACUCAAGGAAUACCUAGUAGCCAAGGGAAUUAGUGAAAGCCUUACUAAUUUCCUUUUCCUACAUCUACGUAAAAAGGAGCAAGGUCAGUAUGGGAAUUGGUUGCAGAAACUUGAAUUAUUUGUGGCAAAAGAAGAGUGAUGCCAAACACUAAUAGCAUUAUCGCAAAAGGCUGAACCACUGUUUGAAGGCUGAAAAAAACUAUAGAUUAAUUUCGUUGACUGAUGAUCUUAGGAUUUCAAACUUUUGGUUGACUUUGUAUGAUGAAUUAAUUAACAAGUUCAGAUAUUUUUGGUAGUGAACCUUCUAAAUGCAGUGAUAAGAAUGUUACUAUAUU